Aureobasidium musti is the source of this 855-nucleotide messenger RNA. Lineage: Eukaryota; Fungi; Ascomycota; Dothideomycetes; Dothideales; Saccotheciaceae. The record is from the annotation of a GenBank genome assembly.
AUGUCGUGUGCAAAGUGCCAAAACCCUCUGGUUCUCGAGGUCGACUACUCGGACGAUGAGGAUGUGUCCAUGGGCGCUGGCUCGUCCAGCGCAGCAGCAGCUCAGAACACUCACACUGUCCCUGAUGAUGUAGCUCUCAACUGUGGCUGCCACUUCCACUGGUAUGUACAAAUUUUCUGUAUGCAGCUAUAUAGUUUAUCUAAUCAUGUUUGUAAAUGUAUAGGNCAAUGUUUGAUCGACGAAUACCAAGUCACCGAAUGCCCUUCAUGCCACCAAAACCUGCUUACGCCCGGCCCCAAUGGAAGCCAACAGCUUCUUUGCACCUUGCACAACGAAGGUGGUGUGCAAGAGAACCUCGACAUUCUACCUAUCCUGACCGAGGAAGCCUACCUACACGCAUACCCCGAGGACAGAAUCAGCCGCGCUUUCCUUGAGCUUUGCCGUGAGGGCGACGUAUCUGCAGUCGUCGACUUGCUGAAGAGCUGCAACGAACCUGACUCAGACGAUGAAGAGAUGGACGAUGAGCCUGCCAUACCCAAGAAAUCUAUGGAUGAGAUACUGCGUUACCAAGAUCCCAUUGGCGACAUGCAGUCUGGUCUUCACGCAGCAGUCGCUGGAAACAGCCGUGAAGUUGCUUGGUUAUUGCUGUUGCUCGCGUCCCAACUGCCUGAGAUGGAGUUCCCUGCUCUGGUCUACCAACAAGCAGCCUCACUGGGCAUCAUGAGAGAGGACCAAACAGGCAAGGUCGACAUCAGAAGUCUCAGGGAUGGUCAGGGAAGAAGUGCAGAACAUUUGGCUGUAGAACUUGGUGGAGUUUGGCACGGUUGGCCUGGUAGUGGUCGCUUGACGGUUUAA